Pseudovirgaria hyperparasitica is the source of this 885-nucleotide messenger RNA. RefSeq lists its product as uncharacterized. Lineage: Eukaryota; Fungi; Ascomycota; Dothideomycetes; Acrospermales; Acrospermaceae. Bases 1 to 885 code for a protein of 294 amino acids. The record is from RefSeq and is a predicted model, not a curated record. The transcript is spliced from 5 exons.
AUGAGCAAGUUGCAGACUGCUACACAUAACUUCGAAAAAUCCGAUUUUAUUUUCAAGUUCAGGACUAGCGUUGAAUCAAAACGACGCAAAACAGUAGCAGGUACAACGCGAAAGCGCACACCAGAACUCAUCACAUGGUUGAAAUCUGCCAGGAAUCUUGACUCACUCUCUCCACCUCAGAAUCUACUUCGUCACACUUGCAAGUGCUUGACGGGCACUCAAAUGAUGGCAUCAUUUGAAGACAUCCCGAUAGAGUUGAAACUCAUGGUGUUUGAAGAACUGUUCGAAAAUGUAUUUGGAGAUAUACCUCUUUCUCAAGCUGCUUGCGAGGCUGGUGUACAGAAUCUUUCAGCAGCGAUCGAGUUCAGCAAGUAUAGUCUCGUGUCCCAGUCCUGGCUCAGCAUCAUCGAAACCAUGGUGUUCCGCAAGAUUUUCCCUGACAGAGAAUUCAUUCUACAGAGUUCUGCUUUAUCAUGGGAUAAAUUCUGUGAGUACUUUCGGUACGAGCACCGUCAGCAAGCUCUAUCAAGGCUCUCUUUCGAAGUAUACCUUGAAAGCCACGGAAAGGAAAGUCAGAUCAAGUAUAUACAGUGGAUGCGUGACGCUGACAACGACCACAUCCACGAACAAGUCACAAAACUAUUCGACCUGAUCAAGACCUGGGACCGACCAGGCUCUGAUGAUAUUGAACUGAAGAUGGCCGUAUUUUCUCCUCAAGAGUCGUGGAACUGCUUCCUACCUCGUCCCAAGGGGCUUUACAAGCUAAGAUCCUUGCGAUACCUAUCAGCCAACACUGGACACGACGUGGAACUUAUAUCAGAGCUACCUCCAUUAUUUCGUAGAGCCGGUAAAUAUUGCUGUGGCAUUCUUUUAAGGAGGAGUUGA